CAUGUUGCAGGAGUGGAAAUGCAGUUAACAGCUGCUGUUUCUUUUUUGACUGUUCUGCAAGAGGAGUCGGUGUCCAUUCAUACAUACUCCCACUCCUUCCUACACAUCAUUCUCCAGAACCUGGAACACAGAGAUGCAGGUGUCAGCAAUGCAUGGUUAGAAACUCUUCUUGCUGUAAUAGAAGCUUUACCAAAAGAAACUGUCAGACAUGAGAUUCUGAAUCCACUUGUUUCCAAAGCACAGCUUUCUCCAACACUUCAGUCCCGCUUAGUUAGUUGUAAAAUCAUGGGAAAAGUAGCUAACAAAUUUGAAGCUCAUAUUGUUAAAAGAGAGGUGCUUCCAUUGGUAAAAUCACUGUGCCAGGAUGUGGAAUAUGAAGUUAGAGCUUGCAUGUGUCGGCAGCUGGAACAUGUAGCUCGAGGAAUAGGGACAGAACUAACAAAAACUGUGGUGCUUCCUGAGUUAGUGGAGCUGGCAAGAGACGAGGGCAGCAGCGUACGCCUGGCAGCUUUUGAGACCUUGGUGAACCUGCUUGAUAUGUUUGAUGCAGAUGAUCGGAGUCAAACUGUUCUCCCAUUAGUGAAAUCGUUCUGUGAAAAAUCCUUCAAAACAGAUGAAUCUAUCCUAGUUUCUUUAUCUUUCCAUUUAGGGAAACUGUGUAAUGGAUUAUAUGGCAUUUUUACUCCUGAACAGCACUUGCGGUUUUUGGAAUUUUACAAGAAGCUUUCCACACUGGGUUUACAGCAGGAAAAUGGGCAUAAUGAUAAUCAACUACAUCUGCAAACUCUGGAACAGGAAAAGAAGUAUAUUUCAGUGAGGAAGAACUGUGCUUACAAUUUUCCAGCCAUGAUUGUUUUUGUGGAUCCAAAGAACUUCCAUUUAGAACUUUAUUCUGUAUUCUUCUGCCUUUGUCAUGACCCUGAAGUUCCUGUCAGAUAUACCAUGGCCAUUAGUUUCUUUGAAGUUGCUAAGCUUUUAAAUUCUGAUGUGUAUACAAUACAUAAAGAACUGGUUACACUGUUACAGGAUGAGUCACUGGAGGUAUUAGAUGCUCUAGUAGGUCACCUUCCUGAAAUCCUUGAACUAAUGACUAAUCGAGGAGAAAACAAUGGAUCAGAAAGCAAGUUACUCUCUAUUCCUGACUUGAUUCCUGCAUUAACGACAGCAGAACAGAGAGCAGCGACUUCUUUAAAAUGGAGAACACAUGAGAAGUUACUGCAAAAAUAUGCUUGUCUCCCUCAUAUCAUAUCAAGUGAUCAGAUCUAUUACCGUUUUCUCCACAGGAUGUUGACAAUCAUUUUGACAAAUAAUGUCCUGCCAGUGCAGAAAGCAGCUGCUCGGACUCUGUGCGUUUAUUUGCGCUACAAUCGCAAACAGGAGCAGAGACACGAGGUUAUUCAGAAACUGAUCGAACAACUGGGCCAAGGAAAAAGUUACUGGAACAGACUUCGUUUUUUAGAUACUUGUGAAUUCAUUAUGGAACUGUUUUCAAAAUCAUUUUUCUGUAAAUACUUCUUUUUACCUGUGCUUGAACUUACCCAUGACCCAGUGGCAAAUGUCAGAAUGAAGCUAUGCUGCUUGUUGCCAAAAGUCAAAUCUACUCUGAAGAUUCCCACUGAUAAACAUUUACUUCAGCAGUUGGAAUUAUGUAUAAGGAAACUUCUGUGUCAAGAGAAAGACAAAGAUGUCUUGACUAUUGUGAAAAGAACAGUGUUAGAAUUGGACAGAAUGGAGAUCUCUGUGGAUGCUGAACAAUUAGAAAAAGAGAAGCAGAAAAAUGAAGGAAGAUCUACAAAUAUUAAUGAUAAAAUGUUCGAAAAGAAACGUAGAGACAGUAAAACAUCAUCAGUGUUGGCAAAAAGUAUCAAUCUCUCUAUUUCUGGAAGCUCUUCUGGUACAUCAGCAGGCAAAGAAGAAAAAAAAUCCAAGCUGGUUCGAAGCCAAUCUUUCAGUACUCAAGUACUGCAUCCAAAAUACAGCAACAUAGACAAGUGCCCUAAUAAAAGUUCUGCUACAGGAUAUACAUCUUCAGUACCAGGGAUGGGAAAGAGUUGUAUGUUAUCCUUUAGUGAUGACUCCUUCAGGACUCAUGCUGCUGGCAAUAGUGGGAAUGCUGCCUUCCAUUCCAGCUCUUCUCGCAACUUAUUCAACUCAGCUGACCACAAGAGCAAUGGGAAUAAGGAGAGUCAGACCCUCAGAAAGAUGAGCAUAAAAAACAGAAAAUCAAACUCCUAAAUCACCUGAAAGAAAAAUGAGGGAACCAGAGACUGGAGGAAGCAACGUUCUGGUGGGAUAAGGUGGGAGCAGCAGAUGGGACUCUCUGAUGCCUGAACUGAAUAAAACGCAUCCUGCAAUGUUAAAAAUUUAAAAUAAAUCUUUUACAUAAAAUUCCAAGCUGUAAAAUAUGUUCUGAUAAACAAUGUAAUGGUUGCAGAAUUUUAACAUCAUAGUGAAAUGAUUUGAACUAUAACUUCAGCUAUGUGCUCUUAACUGCUGCAGCUAAGGAGAUUUUGUUUUCUUCAGUUAGGCCUUUAUAGUUUGAAGUCUUGGAUUUAGAAUGCACAUACCCAUUAUUUAAUUGGCUUCUUUACAAUCUUAGCAACCCUAAGCUCCCAUAUUUUAAGGAAGAAAUAGAAGGAAUUGUUAUGAAUAUGAAAAAGGAAUCCCACAUUUUCAAGAAUCUGCAAACCUAAUUUAAGACCAAAGUCCAGAACCAUUAUUAAAAAAACAUAGACUUUUCAAGCAUUGUGCUGUGAAUUUGGAAUUAAUGUUUUUACAAGUACUAAGUUCAUAAAAAUCCUGUGUAAGUUUCAAAGCAAUCUAAAAGCAAAUGUCUCCAGAUGAUGUAAAAAAAAGUUGUAUUUCAUAAGUUUUGUUGUAUAAAUACUUGUUUUAAUUUUAGUAUUUCAAAUUGUAUUUUCACUUUAAUAAUUUAUAAUAAUGAAUCUAGUUUUUAAUCAGCUGCUGUUGCAAGCUGUCAUGGUUCAGUGAUGUCAUCUGCAUUUGUUUGUAUUAAUGCUAAUGUUUCUAUCAAAAUUAAUGUGGAAAAACAUGCAAUCAUAUUUUGAAAAGUUCUAUUUAUGCCAAUACUUGAGAGAGAUAAUGAAGCUAUUGUCAGCUUCUCUUUCAAAAUGGAGGCAGCAUAAAUAUAUUGAUAUCAGAAAUAUAUGGUUUUUAAAAUUUAUUGGUGUAUGAUAAAGAUGAUCUGGUCUGUGUAUGCAAAUGUGAGUGUGGUUACUUUUUAUAAUGUAAAAACAUGAAUGGUGAUUUACUCAAAAUAAAAUCUAGGACAAUGCUGUACAUGCAUGUUCUUGAAAGAAAAAUCUCAGGGCAUCUUUUAUAAUUAAAAUGAAUAAAAGCACUUACCCAUGGAGGGUAUUUAUUUAAAAUACUAAUAA
This is a messenger RNA of Agelaius phoeniceus (red-winged blackbird), 3398 nucleotides long. The record is from RefSeq and is a predicted model, not a curated record. NCBI's taxonomy places the organism in Eukaryota, Metazoa, Chordata, Aves, Passeriformes, Icteridae.